This is a messenger RNA of Penicillium macrosclerotiorum, 588 nucleotides long. RefSeq lists its product as uncharacterized. NCBI's taxonomy places the organism in Eukaryota, Fungi, Ascomycota, Eurotiomycetes, Eurotiales, Aspergillaceae. The record is from RefSeq and is a predicted model, not a curated record. The coding region runs from base 1 to 588 and encodes 195 amino acids. The transcript is spliced from 2 exons.
AUGAGAAUCACGAAUAUACUACUCUUCUUUGCGGCGACUGCCUGGGGUGCAGACAUAGGGCGGCGUGAUGACACUACAACAGCCAGUGAAAGUGGCUUCAAUCUUGCUCAAAUAUCCAGCGCUCUUGCAAACCUCAAGCCCAACACCACCGCGUCGGCUAACUUUGGCAACAUCUCCCCGCCACCCAAGUCCUUGAUCUCGGAGAUCCUUUCGGUCGUCCCCUUGACCGUGCUCUGGGAACUCAUCAACCAAGACUCCCGCAGCUCGCUGGCGAGCCAAUUCAGCGCUGGCACCACUCCCGCCUGGUAUAGCAGUCUGCCGGCCGAUGUGAAAAGCUAUAUGUCUGUCGUAAAGUCGCAAAUCUCCGGCGGCGCCUUGACGGCCACGACGGGACUGGCCUACGAGACCACCAGCACCAGCACCGGGACCGGCACCGGCACCGGCGCCGGUGCAAGUGCAACAGGAUCAACAAAGACCGUGAGCGGGUCGACUUCAACCUCGAGCGGAUUGGGAGUAUCGCAGCCAACGGUACUGACGGCAUCAGUGGUCGGGGCGUUGGGUGUACUUGGGUUAGCUUUGGUAUUGUAG